GGUCAAUGUCUUAAAAACUCUGAAUCACAGAGAGGUGAACACGACUGAAGAAACAGAAGAAGAAGAAGAAUGGACGGACUGAAGAGACACUGAAGGUUCUACUGAAGGUUCUACUGAAGGUUCUACUGAAGGUUCUUCAGACAGUGAAGGUUCUACUGAAGGUUCUUCAGACACUGAAGGUUCUACUGAAGGUUCUACUGAAGGUUCUUCAGACGGUGCAGGGAUGUUCUCCUGGUCUGUUUUCAGACUGGAUGGGUUCUGCGUCUGACUCCACCUUCCCUCUCUGCACCUUUAACAUGUUCCAGACGUUCCAGACGUUCCACACGUUCCAGACGUUCCACAGUCUGGCUUUGGUCCGUCCUACUUAUGCCCAUUGUGUGCUGUUCUACUGAAGGACCUGGGACGUGUGUUUACGGGUUCUAGGUCCUUGAACGCAGCAUAGACAGGUCCUUGAAUGCAGCACAGACAAGUCCGUGAAUGCAGCACAGAGAGGUUCUUGAAUGCAGCACAUAUUGGAGGACCUUGGACGUGUGUUUCUAGGUUAAAGGUCCUUGAACGCAGCACAGACAGGUCCUUGAAAGCAGCACAGACAGGUCCUUGAACGCAGCACAGAUAGGUCCUUGAAUGCAGCACAGACAGGUCCUUGAACGCAGUGCAGCCAGGUCCUUGAAUGCAGCGCAGUAAGGUCCUUGAACGCAGCGCAGCAAGGUCCUUGAACGCAGCACAGAUAGGUCCUUGAACGCAGCACAGUCAGGUGUGUCUUUGUCAGAGGGGGCGGGCUCUUGGUUACUCUGCUUGGAGGCGUGUUUUGUUGCUAGGAGACAAACACAUUCCAGACAGGUGACGGAACAUUCAAACCUGAGAACACAUCUGUGUUUACCUGAGUAGAACCAGGACCAGGACCAGGACCAGGACCUGGACCUGGACCUGGACCCACAGUACCUGGAUCGGUUCCGUCUUCCUGCUCCUGCUGAUGAACCUCAGGUCCAGUAGAACCCAGAACCUGCCGCUGCCCCCAGACUGUCCCAGGUGUGACCCAGGUUCGUAUGUGAUUGAAAACUGCACCGCCUCAGGACAGGGAGUCCGCUGUGAGACCUGCACCAACUGUACAGAUCUUGGUCAGGUGACUCUGGGUCAGUGUUCGCCGUUCACCGACGCCGUUUGUGGAAGGAUGACCAUGACUGUCUCCAUGACAACGCAGCUGUUUGCACCACCUCCAGGUUUGGAGGCGGGGUCCACCAUCCUGUUUGUGACACUGCUGUCUCUGGUCCUGGUUCUGAUCCUCAGUCUGGUUCUGGUUCUGGUUCUGGGUUCUGGUCCAACACUCAAGGCUCCGCUCAAACUCCAGCAGCACAAAGGUCUGGAGGCGGGUCUGGAGGCGGGGCUUAGAACCUGAGAAUGAGGAGGACUUAAGAAUGACCCCUAAGUCCACUACAGACCUGGUCCAGCACAGAGUCCACUACAGACCUGGUCCAGCACAGAGUCCACUACAGACCUGGUCCACCAUAGAGGAGCACCACCAACUGGUACCAGGGACAGAGUCCAGGUCCAGUCCAGGUUCAGUCCAAGUGCAAGUCCAGGUCCAGUCCAGGUCCAGUCCAAGUCCAGUCCAGUCCAGUCCAGGUCCAGUCCAG
Molecule: messenger RNA, 1634 nt
Organism: Sphaeramia orbicularis (orbiculate cardinalfish)
Lineage: Eukaryota; Metazoa; Chordata; Actinopteri; Kurtiformes; Apogonidae
Product: tumor necrosis factor receptor superfamily member 9-like
Exons: 8
Coding region: 974-1396 (140 amino acids)
Molecular function (GO): protein binding
Source: RefSeq, a predicted model, not a curated record